AUGACUGUUCUUGGACAAACUGAGCGAUUCGUGAUGCGUUGGCAUUACUCAAAGUUUGAGAAAUCCCGUUAUACGACUAUCUGUCGCACUUUGUCCCGGAAUUUCUGCGACUCCAACCAAAAUGACAUGUCGUAUCAGCGACUAAAGAAAAUGCUUGCAACAGACGAGGUUGUAGUUAUUGAUGUACGGGAACCAUGGGAACUUCGGGAGUAUGGCAGCAUUCCAGGCUCAGUGAACGUCCCCCUGGGGCAACUAAAUGUUGCUCUCCAGCUAAACCCAGAGGAGUUCAAAGAAAGAUAUGGUGGAGACAUGCCCUCUCAUACAGAAAGUGUCGUUUUUACCUGUCUUGCGGGAGUAAGAAGCAAAACUGCCGUGGACACAGCUGUCUCCUUAGGAUAUUCCAAUGUUCAUCACUACGCAGGUGGAUGGCAAGACUGGGCAAAACAUGAAAUACUGCAGACCAAAGACUAAAAUCUCUCAGUAAAUGCAAAAAAGCACUCCGCCAUAGGAAUUACCUCAUUUAUCUCAGCCUGCCUCAUAAAUGAUGAUGAUGAUGAUGAUGAUGAUGGAACCAAACAUUGGAGACAGAGAAAUUGUUGGUGGCGUGAGGUGAAUGUUUCACAAUUUGCAGUUCUGUUCUGAGGUGUUUGCAAGAGAUGUGAAUAACCCUAUAAUUCUGAAGUGGAACCAUUAUGGGGUUAUUUCGAGAUGCAUCUUUCAAAGUAUAUGCAAGCAAUAUA
Messenger RNA from Chanos chanos (milkfish), 740 nucleotides. It is a transcript of the gene tstd3, whose product is annotated as thiosulfate sulfurtransferase like domain containing 3. The record is from RefSeq and is a predicted model, not a curated record. NCBI's taxonomy places the organism in Eukaryota, Metazoa, Chordata, Actinopteri, Gonorynchiformes, Chanidae. The transcript is spliced from 4 exons. Bases 1 to 471 code for a protein of 156 amino acids.